Molecule: messenger RNA, 564 nt
Organism: Trichoderma reesei QM6a
Lineage: Eukaryota; Fungi; Ascomycota; Sordariomycetes; Hypocreales; Hypocreaceae
Exons: 2
Coding region: 3-320 (105 amino acids)
Source: RefSeq, a predicted model, not a curated record
AGAUGCAACUGUCUGCUCUUCUCGUUCUUCUUCCCCUGGCUGCUGCCCUUCCUGCGAGCUCAGUCGACAAAAGAGAGAAGUUCGCCGCGUGCAAGUCAGCUCGAGACGUUUGCCUGAACAAGUGCAAGCCCUCGUUCAACGUCCUUCUCUACCCAUACUGCUCAGCCAGCUGCAACUCCAGGUACCUCUGGUGCAAGAAUGAUGAUCCAGUGCCUGAACCUACAACCCUCAUACCUUCUGGCCCUAUCCCUACAUCCAUACCAUACCUUAACAUUCCGUUUCCCGUUGACAACGGAAGAACCCCCCCUUUCAAGGAGUAAACGCGAGAUCUCCGGGAAAGGACUCCUACUACACACUGACGUUCAUUCUUCGCCGAAUAACACACAUCUGUCGUGGCUUGGGCGUUGACGAGACGGUCGAGAUGGUCCAGAGUAUACCUCAUCGCUCAGGGAACGAUAUAUCACCUUUUGUUCCCAUUUGAAUUUACCAGUAAAGCAGAUAGAUAUACAGAUGGCUUAGAAUUUCGACGUUAUUAGAUAUUGUAAAAUUGCUUCCUUCAUCCUC